Molecule: messenger RNA, 5142 nt
Organism: Rotaria sp. Silwood2
Lineage: Eukaryota; Metazoa; Rotifera; Eurotatoria; Philodinida; Philodinidae
Source: the annotation of a GenBank genome assembly
AUGAUUGAACAUAAGGGAGUAGUCAAUACCGUAUUAUCUUUAAACAAUAUAUAUGAUUUUAGUAAGGGAAAUAAAGUAACUGCAUUCACAUCUUAUGUAUUUGAUGUAUCAGUGUCAGAAUUUUUUACUGCAUUAUUCAGAGGUGGAGUACUUUAUUUACUCAAUGAAGAAAUAAGAAUUAAUCCAUUAUUGAUUAGUAAAUAUAUCAUAGAUAAUGAAAUUAAUUAUGUGUAUUUGCCUCCUGUAAUAUUGGCUACUUUACCUAGGAUAGAGUAUAAAACGCUUUUUGGUAUAAUAUAUGCAGGAGAACCAUGCGAUAUAAAUAUCGGUAAAUAUUGGGCAAGUAAUUGCAAGCUGUAUAAUUAUUACGGUCCAACAGAAAUAACAAUAUAUGCAUCUGGUAAACAAAUAAUAGACGGAGAUACAAAUUUAAUAGGUACUCCAAUUACCAAUGCUAAAUGCUAUGUUCUAUCUGCUAACCUUACUCCUCUGCCUAUAGGAGUAAUAGGAGAGUUACAUAUAGGUGGCGUAGGUGUUGCUAGGGGCUAUUUAAACAAACCAGAACUCACAGCAGAAAAAUUCAUCGCCAAUCCUUUUCAAACUACAGAAGAGAAAAAGUCAGGUAGCAAUGCCAAAUUAUAUAAAACUGGAGAUCUGGUACGCUGGCUAGCUGAUGGUAAUUUAGAGUAUAUAGGCCGUAAUGAUUUUCAGGUGAAAAUUAGAGGUUUUCGUAUUGAAUUGGGCGAGAUAGAAAAUGCUUUAAACAGUUAUGAAGGAAUAAAACAGAGUGUGGUACUUGCUACAGAAAAUGCCGACGAUAAGUAUCUAUUAGCUUAUUAUGUUGCAAUUAAUAAACUUGAUGAAAAACAAAUUUUUCAAUAUCUACAGUCUAAAUUGCCAGAUUAUAUGAUACCAAGGCAUUUUAUCUUUCUUGAUAAACUACCUUUAAAUAUUAAUGGUAAACUAGACCGUAAAGCACUGCUUGAGUAUAAAGCGGCAGUGGUAGGGCAGAGUAAUAUUUACGCACCUCCAGCUAAUGCGUACGAAAAAGAGCUAGCAGAAGUAUGGGCUAAAGUACUUGGCAGAGAACGAGUGAGUAUUCAUGAUAAUUUCUUUGAUUUAGGUGGUCAUUCAUUAUUAUUAAUUAAAAUGGUUGCUACGUUACCACAAUAUCUGCAAGAAAAACUCAAACUGAUAGAUGUAUUUAAAUAUCCAACUGUGAACUUACUAAGCAAGUUUCUCAUGAACGAGGAGAGUAAAUUAGCUGAUACUGGAGUAACUAAAAAAAUAAAAACUAACUCAGGAACUGUAAAGGAAGUGGCCAUAAUAGGUAUGGCCGGACGUUUUCCAGGAGCGGAAAACAUAGAGGAAUUUUGGGAAAAUCUAAAAUCAUCCAAAGAAUCCAUUACCUUUUACACUAAAGAAGAAUUGGCAGCAGCAGGAAUAGAUAAAACUCUACUUGAUGACCCAAAUUACGUAAGAGCACAAGGAAAACUGAGUGAUAUCAAAGGUUUCAAUGCUAAUUUUUUUGGCUAUACCGAUAUGGAAGCACAAAUUAUGGAUCCGCAACAUCGUUUAUUCAUUACUUGUGCUUUGGAAGCCCUAGAGAAUGCUGGUUAUAAUCCUCAAGAAUAUAAAGGAAAUAUUGGAAUAUAUGCCGGAUCAGGUACUCCUGUAUAUUGGAUGGAACAUGCUUCUGCCACUGCAGCAACGGAUGAUUUAGCUAGCAGAUUCCAAUUAAUGCUCAAUAACGCCAAUGAUUUUUUAACCACAAGAGUCGCUUAUAAAUUUAACCUUACAGGGCCUGCUAUUAGUGUGCAAACUGCUUGUUCUACUUCACUAGUUGCUGUGCAUCAAGCUUGUGGCGCGUUGCAAUUAGGAGAUUGUGAUAUUGCAUUAGCGGGAGGUGUUUCUUUAACGUUUUUAGAGAAACAAGGUUAUUUGUAUCAACCAGGAAUGAUUUAUUCUCCGGAUGGAAAAUGUCGUGCCUUUGAUGCAGAAGCACAAGGUACUGUUAGUGGCCAGGGGGUAGGAAUAGUAGUGUUAAAGCCACUACAGCAAGCAAUAGCAGAUAAAGAUCAUAUUUAUGCUGUAAUUAAAGCUUCGGCAAUUAAUAAUGAUGGUCAUAACAAGAUAGGCUUUACUGCUCCCAGUUCAGAACAACAAGCAGAGGUUAUAAGAUCAGCACAGGAAAAAGCAGGCAUUAUUGCAGAUAGUGUAACCUAUAUUGAAACUCAUGGGACAGCCACUACUUUAGGAGACCCAAUAGAAAUUGAGGGGUUGAGCAAGGCUUUCAAAUAUAUCACCACGGACAAAAAACAAUAUUGUGCUAUUGGUUCAGUAAAAACCAAUGUUGGACAUUUAGGUACUGCUGCUGGUGUUACUGGUCUGAUUAAAACGGCUCUUUGUCUUUAUCAUAGAACAUUAGUGCCUUCAUUACAUUAUAACAAAGCUAACCCAAAGAUAAACUUUGCUGAUAGUCAUUUUUAUGUGAAUACUGAAACUAAGAAAUGGCAGCCUAAUGCCUUACCACUGCGUGCUGGAGUGAGUUCUUUUGGUAUAGGUGGAACUAAUGCGCAUGUGAUUCUCGAAGAAGCACCGAUAGCAGCUGACAAUCUUAGUGCAGAUAGUACAGAAUUUGCAAUCAAGCCGUGGCAACUAAUUAGCUUAUCUGCUCACACUAGUACUGCUCUUGAUAAGCAAUCAGCUAAUAUAGCAGAUUUUUUAUGCAAACAACCAUUUACUCAUUUAGAGAAGAUGGCCUAUACUUUACAUGUAGGACGUCAGCGACUUAAAUAUAACAGAUUUGUUGUUGCAAGUAGUGCAGAAGACAUUAUCUCAGCACUUGAACAGCCUGAUCAAGCUUACAUUGAGCAAGUAGGUGAGCGGCCAAUUGUUUUUAUGUUUCCAGGUCAAGGUGCUCAGUAUAUUAAUAUGGGUAAGGAACUAUAUGAGGCUGACAGCAAUUUUAAAGAAAAUAUCGAUAAAUGUUUAGCAAUUGUUAAGCAUAAAUUAUAUUAUAAUAUAACACUGGACGAUAUUUUAGGUAGAACCACCAAAAUCAACCAAACAUUUAUCACCCAGCCGGCUUUAUUCAUUAUUGAGUAUGCUUUAGCACAAUAUCUUAUUCAUUUAGGCAUUAAGCCUACUGCAAUGAUCGGGCAUAGCGUAGGUGAGUAUGUUACAGCAUGUUUAGCUGGAGUAUUUUCUCUUGAAGAUGGCAUAGCGUUAAUUAUCGAAAGAGGGCGAUUGUUACAAAGUCUGCCUGAAGGUAAAAUGCUUGCUGUCCCGUUGUCAUAUAAGGAAACGGCGCAGUAUUUACCAGGAUAUGAUUUAGAUAUUGCCGUAAUUAACGACGCAGAAAGUUGCGUGGUAGCCGGUUCCAUAACUGCUAUUGAUAAAUUUAAUGAUCACUUAAAGAACAAGGGAAUAGAUUGUCAGCUGCUUAAGGUAUCACAUGCUUUCCAUUCACGAAUGUUAAAACCAAUUCUACUUAAGUUUUAUAAUGCAGUAAGCCAAAUACAACUAAAACCACCUACUAUACCUUUUAUCUCUAACCUUACUGGCACUUGGGCUGAUACAAACAAGAUUACCACGCCGCAAUAUUGGGUAGAUCACUUACGUAAUACAGUACGUUUCACACAAGGAUUAGAUUGUUUAUUUAAUACUGAGUCCAUAGCAAAUAGUAUAUUCCUAGAAGUAGGACCAAGUCAGAUCCUAACAUCUAUUGCCCGCAAACAUCAAAAGAAACAAUCUAAUUUAGUGAUACCGUCUAUGAGACGUUAUCAUGAAAAUAAAAAUGAUAAUGAAUUAUUGCUUAUCAGUUUAGGUAGUUUAUAUGCAACAGGAAUAAACAUAGACUGGGAGAAGUUUUACAAGGGACCUAAUAAAUGUCGUAUAUCUCUACCUACGUAUCCUUUUGAAAACAAGCCGUACUGGAUUCCUGCUGCAAUGUCAAACACAAUAAUGUUGCAGCAUGAACAAGAGCAAACAGAGGUGACUUACAAUGCUUUAUCGGUAAAAUCUAGCAAUAUAGUAGAAACGAAGAUUUUAACUCCUAUAGAAUCUAUUAUUAUCAGUAUUUGGCAACAAAUAUUGGGUAAUUAUAAUAUCAGUAUUCACGAUGAUUUUUUUGAUUUAGGUGGCAAUUCUUUAAUGAUAGUUCAGCUAGCCAGUAAGUUAAAAAAACAACUAAAUGUCCAAAUAGAUUUAGCCAGUAUAGAAAAACUAACUAUUCAUGCCUUAGCAAUCGUAAUAGAAGAUAAAAGAAUACAGGAUCAUGGAGUGGCUAAGCAUACACAUAAUCCUAACGUUAUAAUGCUUAAACAUGGCAAUCAAACCAAACUACUACCACUAGUUUUAAUCCAUCCUAUUGGAGGAGAUGUAUAUUUCUACCGAGAUUUAGCUAUGGGAUUGGCUGCUGAACAAACGGUAUAUGCAAUACGUUCUCCAAUGUUAUCAGGACAAGCAGCAUAUAAUAGUAUUGAAGAAAUGGCUGAGGAUUAUUUGCAAGAAUUAAAGAAGUUCGGCAUCGAAUCCCCAUAUAUACUGGGUGGAUCAUCAUUUGGUGGAAUUGUAGCUUAUCAGAUGGCUCAAAUUCUUCAUCAUAAAGCUCUAGACACUCCUACGGUAAUAUUAAUUGAUGCUCCCGCUUACGAAAAUAUGCCUAAAACAAUGGAGGAUAGUGCUGCUAUUUUAGAAUAUGUUUCCAAAUAUGUAUUAAACAACAAUAAAAUCUCAGCAAUAAAGUUACGUAGCGUGGGUGAUACCAAUGCUCAAAUCCAAUAUGCCAUAGAGCAGUCUAAUGGCGGGGGAUUAGACAUAGAUGCUUUAACAGAAAUUAACGUUAAUUUUCUGAAGGUUUGGCAAGUAAAUGCCAAGAUUAUGGUACAAUAUGUACCUUCUCCUUAUCAAGGAGCAAUAGUUUUUUUCUCUCCUACCGAAGUAAUGCUCGAAAUUCCUACAAAUCAACGUUUACAUUGGAUUAAAUUAGCUGUGGGAGAUUUUAAAAGUUUUCAUAUACCAGGAAACCAUAUCACGAUGAACUUUAAACCAAAUAUAAACAUUGUAAAUGAACAUAUAAGAAGGAUUAUUGAACAUGAAACUUAUAGAAAGUUAAAUAAAACCUUGUUACUUAAUUAA